AGAGAUUUUUUCGUAUAUCCAUGCUGAAUUAUUAAAUUCUAUAGAUGAAAGUCAUUGGAUGGAUCAUGUAACUCAAAUAAUCGCAAAAUAUAAGGCCAAUGCAAUAACACCAUAUGUUGGAUAUCCGAACGAACUCCUCGAUGACGUUAUCAUGUCCAAACUGUACGUUGGUUUAAACCUUACGAAUGAGGGCUAUUUUGAUAAAGCUUUGAAAGUGCGCAAAUGGUCAACUGACAAUUAUUUCUCGAAAUAUAGGGAAAAAAAUGCAGAAAAAGAUUGGAAAACACAUGCAAACGCAAUUUCUACUGAGUACUCUUACAACAACAAAGAUAACAGUAUAGCAUUUCCUGCGGGAAUUUUACAACCUAUCUUUUUCUACAAAAAUGGACCCAAGAAUCUGAAUUUUGGAGCUCUUGGUUCUCUGAUUGGUCAUGAAAUUACGCAUGGUUUCGAUAAUAAAGGUCGAAAAUAUUUUGUAAAUGGCAAGCGUUUUGACUGGUGGAGCUUUUUCGCAAGAAAUACCUUCGAGGCGAAAACCGAGUGUAUCAUAGAUCAGUAUAAUACUUAUUUAAAUUAUAAGGAUCCGAAAAAUAACGUUGAUAUUAUGGUAGAUGGGAAUAAGACGCACGUAGAAAAUCUAGCUGAUAGUGCAGGUCUCAAACUUGCUUAUCGGGCUUAUCAAACGUGGGUAAAACACCACGGGGGCGACUUAAAACUGCCUGGAUUAAAGUAUAACCAGAAUCAAUUAUUUUGGAUAAGUGCAGGACGUGCACUCUGUGGGGAAGCAAAUCUAGAUUAUAUUAUGAAAGGGGGCAGCAAUGGACAGUACUUUCUGCCAGAGGCAAGGUUAAAUGGACAAAUAUCCAACCUCGAAGAGUUUUCCAAGGAUUUUAACUGUGCACCGAAUCAAUUCAUGAAUAGAAACGAUAAAUGCCAGAUUUGGUAGGAAUGCCAAAUAACUCAUAUCAGCGUUUUCUUACUGUUUUGGUAUACUUGUUGAAAAUGCUACUACACUGAAUUCACCUUAGUUGCAACCAUAGCAUAUCUAUAAUAAUAAAAGCAAGUGUAAUG
Stegodyphus dumicola is the source of this 1071-nucleotide messenger RNA. RefSeq names its product neprilysin-2-like. Lineage: Eukaryota; Metazoa; Arthropoda; Arachnida; Araneae; Eresidae. Gene Ontology annotation, biological process: protein processing. The record is from RefSeq and is a predicted model, not a curated record. Gene Ontology annotation, molecular function: metalloendopeptidase activity. Gene Ontology annotation, cellular component: plasma membrane.